AUGAGUUAUAAUAAUCCAGGUGAUCUGGAUAACGAAGAUGAAGAUAAUGAUUAUAAACAAUUUGAAAUCAAAGAUGGUCAUAUCUUUUUAAUUGAGAUCACUCCUGCAUUAUUAAAACCAUUACCUGGAUCAAGUGAUUCCCAAUUAUUCUUAAUCUUACAAAGUAUCAAUGAUUUGAUGAUUGAAUUGAUUAAGACUAUGAGAAGUACUGGUGUGGGGAUAUACUUUUAUAAUUGUGAUACCUCUGGUUUAAGUAAAUCAUCAUCUGUCCUCAAACCUGUCAGACACUCCACAAAUGGAUUUGUUAAAUUGUUUAAAUUGAAUUUUGUCAACUUAGCUAAUAUGAAAGCAUUGAAUGAUUUAAUUAGUGAUGAUAUAAAGUCAAUCAGGUCGAUUAAUCAUUAUUUCAAAUAUUUGGAGAAUCAUGAUACAGAGAAUUUACCUACCAUAUUUAAUAGAUUAUUAGAUGAAAUUAAUAAUAAACGAGAAUUUAAUCGGAUAAAAUUACAUUGGAUCACCAAUAAUUCAACUCCUUUCAAACAACCUGCUACUAAAGAGAAACUUUGGUUAAUUAUUAAUGAUAUUUAUAAUUUUCGAUAUUUUAUAAAUCCCAUAUUUUUAAAGCCUUCGGCACAAGAAGAAUUUGAUGUUUCAAUGUAUAGAGAUAUCUUCAUAAAUACCAAUUAUUUGACUAAGACUACGCGUAACAAUCACGAAGAUGAUAGUGAGUAUGAUGAAGCAGGUGAACAUGGUAACGAUGAUGAAGAUGGUUCCAAAUUAGGUUCAUUGAAUAAACAAUCAACUAUUUUAAAUAAUCAAAUUCGUCAAGAAAUCUUAAGAAUUAAAGAGAUUAGAAGAAUCCAAUUCUCAUGUGAUUUAAUCCUUAGUGAUGGUCCUACUAUUGGAGGUAAUUUAGGUUGUUCUGUCAAAGGGUAUACCUUGUAUAAUAAAGAAACCUAUAAGAGUCAAAUCAUUUUACAUAAUGAGAACGAUUCUCUUAAGAAAGUAUUCCUUGAAUCAAAGACUGUGAAUGAAUCAGGUGAAGUGAUUGAUUUAGAUAAUCCUAAUAGUGAAGACUCUUCUGCUUAUAAAGCGAAAUCAUUACGAGAAAAGAAAGCGGAGCAUAAUAUAUUCCGAGGUCAUGAAUUAGCAGGUGGUGACGUUAUAUAUCUUAAACCAGAAGUUGAAGAUUUCAUGACUAAUUAUACAUUUGAUCAUGGUAUGGCAAAAAAGAAAGAUAAAGAUAAUAAUGAGAUUGAAGAUGAAUUUGGAUUUGGAAUUCAUGAUGUGGAUGAAGAUGAAGAUGAAACUAAUGGUACCUCAAAAUCUCUGGUUGAAUAUACCAAACCUCCAUAUCUUAAAUUAAUUGGAUUUAGAGAUAUUGAAAAUUUAGAUAUAUCUUAUAAUUCCAAAGCACCAAUAUUUGUCACUGCUGAUUUAAAUAAUGGACUUAAGAGUACAUCAGGUGGUAGAGGAGGAUAUAAUAAUUCAUUUAAGACUUUUUCAUCAUUAUAUCAAUCAUGUAUUAAAUUAAAGAAAUAUGCUAUUUUAUUUGGAUGUAUUAAAAAGAAUUCCAAACCAUUAUUAUUUUCAUUUUACCCUACCCGAAUUAAGUACUCAACAAGAAAUGUUCCAGACGAAGAAGAUUUUCCCGAAGGAUUUUUAUUACUUCGAUUACCUUAUAUAAAUGAUAUAAGAGUAUUACCUGAUUAUGUUAAGAAUUUUGGCUUUAAAGAAGGUAAUGAUGAAGAUGAAAAAUUCAUUUCCGAUGAAUUAGUGAGUAAAUAUAAGAAAUUAUUUGGUCUGUUCUUUUAUGAUAAUUAUAUUCCUAAUGAUUAUCCUAAUCCAUCGUUAAAUUAUUUAUACAAGAUUUUACAAGCGGAAUUAUUACAGAAUGAUUUAUCAUCUGAAGAUAAGAAAUUGAUUAAGAAUGAUAUUACUAGUUUGAAAGUAUCUGAGGUGAAGCAAUAUUUAGUGGGCAAUCCUCAAAGAGUAGCAUUAAUGGAUGAGAUUAAUAAUAAAUUACGUGAAAUUGAAGAUUCCAGUCAUCAAAGUGAACUGAGACGUAGAUUUGAUGAACAAUCAGGAUUAGAAUCAAUGAAGAAGAGACAGAAAGUGGCUACUGCUAAAUCUGCCGCCGCAUCAGCAUCAUCAGCCCCAGUAAUUGAUGAAGAGGGGAUUCUUCAAGCUUGGAAAAAUGAUGAGUUUAAUAAAUUUACUGUACCUCAAUUAAAACAAUUUCAACAAACUUAUCGUGAUAAAAUUAAAUCGGCUACAAAGAAACAAGAUUUAAUUGAUAAUAUUAAACUGUUUUUGGAUUCAAGGGAGAAAAGUUAA
Molecule: messenger RNA, 2337 nt
Organism: Scheffersomyces coipomensis
Lineage: Eukaryota; Fungi; Ascomycota; Pichiomycetes; Serinales; Debaryomycetaceae
Gene: CAS1
Product: ATP-dependent DNA helicase
Exons: 1
Coding region: 1-2337 (778 amino acids)
Biological process (GO): double-strand break repair via nonhomologous end joining; telomere maintenance
Cellular component (GO): Ku70:Ku80 complex; nucleus
Molecular function (GO): DNA helicase activity; telomeric repeat DNA binding; damaged DNA binding
Source: RefSeq, a predicted model, not a curated record